Messenger RNA from Eurytemora carolleeae, 660 nucleotides. RefSeq lists its product as uncharacterized. The transcript is spliced from 7 exons. The coding region runs from base 36 to 572 and encodes 178 amino acids. The record is from RefSeq and is a predicted model, not a curated record. Lineage: Eukaryota; Metazoa; Arthropoda; Copepoda; Calanoida; Temoridae.
AUGUAUUUUUUUAAUUCAGAGUGCCAGCUCCUCAGAUGGUGAGAAUAACUUCUAAAUAUAAGAGAUCAUCGUCUGACAGACGUUCUGAAAACCGAAAUCCGAAAGAGAGAAGAAAAUCUUUAGAUCCAGUUCCUCCCACUCAACUUCAAACAAAUUCGAUCAAGGAUAAUCCAGUUAACUCAGUCGAUAUUCUGGAAAGGGUGAAGGAUGAACCAUCGGAGGACAUGGAGAAUAUUCAAGAGAUGGUUGUUGUUAAAGCCGACCCAGCCGAUUUUCAUAGUAUUACAGAUGACGUGGACGACAAACAGGAUUUACCUCCCUUAACGGUCAGGAAUGAUCUUCUGCUUCAGAAUUCACAAACCAACGUUACUCCGUCAAUAUUUGGAGAAACCGGAAGAUGUCACUUCUGUGCACAACAUUGUGGAAGCAAGUAUGAGCUUACAGAGCACCUGAAAAGCGUGCACAUGCCCUUGAGACAUGCACUUUGUGAGAACUGUGAAAAUUUCUUUCAUGUUUGCGCAAUUCAGCGGCACAAGCUAAAAUGUCAAGCAAGAUAUCAAAGUGAUACCUAAUCUUUGUAAUAUAAUUCCUAAUAUAUAUAGAUACAGCUUGAGCUAGCAAAUACACUUCUGUUAAUAUUUAGGAAAAUAUGAAUUUCAG